Podospora bellae-mahoneyi is the source of this 2364-nucleotide messenger RNA. RefSeq lists its product as uncharacterized. Gene Ontology annotation, molecular function: hydrolase activity, acting on glycosyl bonds. The record is from RefSeq and is a predicted model, not a curated record. Gene Ontology annotation, cellular component: plasma membrane. Bases 1 to 2364 code for a protein of 787 amino acids. NCBI's taxonomy places the organism in Eukaryota, Fungi, Ascomycota, Sordariomycetes, Sordariales, Podosporaceae. The transcript is spliced from 3 exons.
AUGGCUUUCACUCAUUCAAGCCUACGGCUCUUGUCUCUAAUCUCUCUGUUUCUUUCACUCGGUUCUGCCCUUCCCAGCAAGCACUUGAACCGACAGCCUGCGCCUUCCUACACUUCUCUCGGUUGCUUCAAGGACAACGAGGGUGGCCGAAGAGCGCUUACUGGCGGAAGCUACGCAGCUGAUGACAUGACUGUUGCCAGCUGCGCAUCAUUCUGCUCCAAGUUCGAGUUGUUUGCUGUCUCUUACGGCCGUGAGUGUUACUGCGGUCAAUCAGUCACAAACGGCAACACCGAGGUGGAUGCUGCCGACUGCUCUUUCUCAUGUGGAGGAGAUCCAAGCGAUAAAUGCGGCGCUGGCAACAGGGUCAACCUGUACUCCAACGACAACCCAUCGAUUCGAAGCCCUGCAACUCUACCCGGCAUCACUUCACUCGGCUGUUUCGUCGACACCGCUGCUCGCAUCCUACCACACAAAAUCAUCGGCACCGAUGACAUGACGGCUGCGAAAUGUGCGGAGAAUUGUGCUGAUUACGACUUCUUUGGCACGCAAUGGUCCCGCGAGUGCUUUUGCGAUGACAAUGAGCUAUGCGGUGCCGGCAUGCGGUUGAAUGUGUAUAGCUUCGAUAAGGAAACAACGACAACCUCCUCCUCCGAGCCCACGUCUUCACCAACAUCUGAACCUACACCCGUGGCCAUCAUCGAUGGGUUCGAAUACCUAGGUUGCUACAACGAUAAUGUCCCGCAACGCGUCUUGGGAGGAAAGGUUGUGGUGGAUACUGCCAUGACGCUGGAAAGGUGUGCUUCGCAACCGUUUACUUACCAAUCUUGCUGGACGGAUGAUGUUGGCAACCGGUCUCUUGCGGAUUUGGAGCACCGGACAGACGACAUGACGGUAGCCAAAUGCGCAGAUAUUUGCAUUGAAUAUGCAUACUUUGGUGUCGAGUAUGGGAGGGAGUGCUACUGCGGUGACAAGCUUGUUGGUCAGACUGCUUUGGAGAAAGAGUGCAGUGUUUUGUGCGUGGGUGGAGGUUAUAACUGGUGUGGUGGACCUCUCCGGCUGAACCUGUAUGCGAAAGAAGCUAUCACUACAACUGCGUCCACCACUGUUCUCGAGACUUUCACGACCUCUGAGGUUGAAUCACCUACAGUGCCAGAGCCAACUACCACUGCCUCUGACAUUAUCACCACGGCAGAUGAGCCAUCAAGCACUGUUUCGGAAACCUUGACCACAACAGUCGAGGAAAUCUCGAUCUCAACCGAAGAACCAGGCACCACGACUGAGGAAUUCACCACAACAACCGAGGAGCCAACCGCAUUGACUGAGGCAUCAACCACGUCCACAGAGGAGCCGAACUCUCCAACCACCGAGGAGCCUACUACGACAUUCACUGCUGAAGCGAGCACCACCGUUGAACCGUCAACAACUUCGGACAUGGUCUUGUCAACAACGACUCUGGUAAGCUCCCCUUCAUUGGCCCCGACAACAACCGCAACUUCGACCACCACGACACAAGGCCCCAGCUCAGUCACGAUCACCAGAUGUCCUCCAACCCCAACGUGGGUAGGAAGACCUGAGAUGUGCUACGACAGCUCUCUCCCCGGUCAAUGCGAACUGCUUGCAUCGACAUUGUACCAACCUCAGGCGAUGUCCAUGUACUUGUUCAACUGUCACUACAUUCUCACCCGUUAUGGCCUGCAACCAAACCCGGUCACAUGCUUCCCUACCUCAACAGCAACCAGUCCAGAUGCCGCUGCUGCCACCUCGACUAUCAGAAGUGUUCACUCAUGCUUACGAUCCUCCUAUGUCUGCAGUAAAUCCAUGACCUGCGAAACAAGCACCUAUCCUAUCAGCCAGGUUCCCGUGCCAACUCAGAGCGUUGGCGUCGAGACUCUCAGCGAUGGUGGCUUCGAGAGCGGGCAAUUUGGUAGCUGGAACUUGACUGGAGACACCAGGCUCUUGACUGGCCAAAUCUCGGCUUUUCAGGCCAGGACAGGAAAUCAUAGCUACUAUGUCUACAACCCCAACUAUUACCAUGCCGGCCUCGUGCUCACGAGACGAGUUGUCGGUGUGGAACCGGGAAAAUACUAUCGUUUCAAGGCCAAUGUUUGGAUUUCGAAUAAUCAGGUCAACAACUAUAUCCAGCUGAGUGUAUCUCCGCCGGGACUUGGUCAGCAGUUUAUGCAGCGCUACAGCACGGCGGGCGUGUGGAGGGAGAUUGCAGUACAUUUUACGACGACGUCUUCUUGGCUUGAGUUGCAGCUUACUGUUGUUGCACAGCCGAUGUAUAUCAACAACCCGCAGCAGUGGGAGGGGCCGAAUAGUAUCUUUAUUGAUGAUAUUAGUUUGGUGCGUUUGGGGUACUAG